AUGGACCGCUUUGUGAAGAGGACGAGACCGUCCCAGAGCGAGACUGCCAACACUACUCCGGCUUUGGCAGCUGGGUGGACCAACACCAACAAGAGACUUGAAACACCACCAAUAAAGAAGCGUCGAAUCGAACAAGUUAAACAGAACGACGUAACCGAAGACGAUGGCUCUUCUACAGCAUUGACCAACGACGAAGACGAGGAUUCAUUUCUGUCGGCACCAAGCCGGGAUUCGCCUCUUGUUCGAGAUGGAAAGACUGGAAGUGCAGAUGUGAAAGAUGGCGAUGCUACGGACAAUGCUCCAGCUGCGCACCAUCAUACUGCCUUGGAGGAUAGUUUGCCCGAGGUCAAGGUUGACGGCAAUAUACUCGAAGAAUACGAAAAGCUGAAGUCUUCUCAAGUCGACGAUGGCAAAAUCAGCGCGGAGACACGGCUACAGACACGGAAAUGGGUCCGAGGGCAAAGUUCAAUUUACGUCGAUGCCUUCAACCUUGCCUUGGACACAGUCCUGCAAGACGAAGCGCAUCUUUUCGACGAGAAGGAAAAUUGUGUAUUUGAGAAUUGGAGAGCGUUGAGCUAUGAAGCUCAGUACUUGUAUGUGCGUCUGUUUUUGCGCAAGACUGCCUCAUGGCAUCGUUUAGAACGGCUGAAACGCUACCCCGACAUAUCGGAUAUAGAGCAGGCUAUUGAAAGUCUACUAGAGUCUCAAGAGUUGCCAAAGGGAGAGUCUGUGAAGAAGUCAGACGAAGAGUCCGUGGAAGAACCGGAGCAUGUCUUCGCCGACACGUUCGCGUUCGCUGAUGAUUCGGCAUCGCACAUCAAGACGGUUGAGCAAGCGGCACAACUACUGUCUCUUGACGAGCUCAAAACUCUCGCAAAGGAUGCCAAAGUUCAGGGCAAGAACAAGCCGGACCUCAUCAAGGCUUUCUGCCGAAUGUGUUCUCAGCAGUCAAGCCUUAUGUCUGUUGGAUUACGGCGGUCCAGCACCAACGCCUCGAUGAACUCGGUAGACUCUGCAUUGGAAGAAGCAAACACGGAUAGACAAGAUUCCAACCGAAAAGCGCAUUUCCUGGAAAAGAUUCUUGCCAUUACUGGUCCGCUUGUCAGACUUUCGGAGCCUGUCUUUAAGCUAUUUGAACGCGUUCACUUGGUUUUCUAUCGAUCUACCGAAUGGACAGAAAAGUCACUGACAACAAUCAUCUUAGCCAAAAUCUCGAGGAGGAACUUCCCUGAAUAUGUCGUCUGCCGCUCAUCUAACAUAUUUCCAGCACGGAGGCAUCUCCUUGAAUUUGAGCGUUCGAUGCGUCUUCAGUUCGAAGUAGACACAAUACUGGAGCUCAACGGGCUGCCGGGGGCAGAGGGAAAUCGCAAAGUCGUGGAAAUCUUUGAGGGUAUAGCCCCUCGUUGGAGAGAGCUGCUUACUGGAGCACAGAAAAGCGAAGACACGGAAUACGAGUUCGGCGAAGGAGGGUACCUCCGCCGUUUCAGUGCAGGACAUGCUUAUACGAGGAUUGUGCACAAAGCUGCCGAGGCUCUUGGCCGCCUUCAUCGGUAUCAGGACGAAUAUGAUCUUCUCAACGAGCUACUGAGCCAGCAACUGUUUCACUUUUCUCGACGCGGUGCUUGGUAUAAGCGAAAAGCCCUCGUGGAAGAGCGGUACAUGUGGGAACUGGAGCAACCCCCCGCAACAGCAUUAUCUGAAGCACAAAAGAAUCUUCGAAAGAAGUGCUGGAGGCAAGUUGCUCUUUCGACAUGCGAAACGGCCCUGCAAGAUCCCAAUUGCCAUCUGAUCCACCAUUACGAUUUACAAAAGCGUCUUAUCAGACUUGAAAAGCAACUCAAUAUCCCACGUCGUCAGCAGCACAACUUUGACCAUGCGAGACUGCGAGAUCCGGAGGAGCACACCGUGGACGGCAUUCAGUUGGUCCGUGAAGACAAAGGUCGUGACAUAAAAAGUACCAAGACGAUCUGGCUGGACGAAUUAGGUGACUCAGAUGAGGAAGGCAAUCCCAUGCACGUCAGUGUUGAGGAGAUGUGUCUAUCAUUCUACCGCACCCAAGGUUGGAAAGGAUACCACAGCGAGGGUGGGAUUCUACGGACGCUUUUCGCAUAUCUCUUCUGCGAUAUCCUCUUCCUCUUCGUCCCGAACGUCUUUCAGACCGCUUACCAAACAUGUCCUCUGGACCUACAUACGGACGCCUUCUACCCUGCCCGGGCGAGCGAGAUUAACCACCGGCUGGUGGAAAUAUCCAAUGGUGGAGCUGGAGAGCUUAUUCGCCGGGUCAAUGAACCGCAUCGCGAGCGUCGUACCUGUAUAGUUGGGCUGAAUUGGGAUUAUGAGGUUGAGGACCUUCUCGAGCUUGUCUCCUGCUUCGAGGGCGAGGCUCUUGCCGCCAUAUGCAAGGUUAUUGCACAGGAUUACAAAGCUCGUGGGGGUGGUGUGCCGGACUUGAUCCUCUGGCGCACUGCAAAAGAGCCAAGCGGCGAUCGAAAGGAGCAGUCCGAGAAUAACAAGGGAGAGGUUAUGUUUGUGGAAGUCAAAAGCGCCAAUGACCGGCUUAGUGACACACAACGGCUAUGGAUCCAUGUCCUCUCGGCAGCGGGCGUGAGGGUUGUGCUGUGCAAUGCUGUGGCCAAGGGAGUGAAGACAAUCGAUUGA
Messenger RNA from Sordaria macrospora k-hell, 2658 nucleotides. RefSeq lists its product as uncharacterized. Gene Ontology annotation, molecular function: 5'-flap endonuclease activity; 5'-3' exonuclease activity; flap-structured DNA binding. Gene Ontology annotation, biological process: interstrand cross-link repair. The record is from RefSeq and is a predicted model, not a curated record. NCBI's taxonomy places the organism in Eukaryota, Fungi, Ascomycota, Sordariomycetes, Sordariales, Sordariaceae. Gene Ontology annotation, cellular component: nucleus.